CGGGGGUAGAGGCGUCCUACGCACCAGGAAGCGACUGCCCGACCACAGCGAGCCGGUCAGUUCGCUGGUCUUUUAGCCUUAGGUUUGUAAGAGGAUUUACUGGUUACGAAGGAAGGUAAGGUGGGGGGUGAAUUACACUGUGCAUCUUUGGAUGGUAGCCAUUAAGAGAACAGUCUCAGUGCACAGCUUGAGAUGCUUCCUCCCUAUGGUGGGUUUGUUUUCCAAACCAGAAUGUCUUUCCUGGUGUGCCAGAAAACCACCAUGUUGGUCAUGGCUCUUUUUGAGCACAACAUGCAAGGGAAAUUUCACCCAUGUGAUAGCUAAGAAGGGUCAAAAAGGACAGACAAGUCAAAAGGAACCAAGCCAUCCUGGACCACUACAUGGUUUCUGGCAGGAAAGGCUGGCUGAUGUGACAUCACUCUGGAGGCUGAGCUAUGAAGAAUAGCUUAAGCCUGUCAUCAGUGGCUACUGAAAUUAGUCCACCUUUUCUGUGAACCGAGGUCCAGAUGGCAAUCCAAAGACUGUAGGAUACUACCUGGGAACAUGGAGAGAUGGGAACAUCAUUUGUGUACCGUCUAAGGACUUAAAAAACAUCCCUGAGAAACAAUCAAGUGGCACGGGUAAAAAGUAUGACUGCAGUAGCCUCCAACCUGGUCUCACAGACCUCAACCCUUUCUCUCAGUGUAUUGUCUGCACAGCAGCCAGAGCCAUCCUUGAAAUGCAGUACUAUGAAAUGUUCCUUCGACAGUCUCCAGUGGAGCCCUGCCUUCUGUUUCAUGAAGGUGGAUACUGGCGUGAGCUCACAGUCCGCACCAAUAGCCAAGGGCACACAAUGGCUAUCAUCACUUUCCAUCCCCAGGAAUUAAGUCAGGAGGAGCUCCGUGUUCAGAAGGAGACUGUAAAGGAAUUUUUCAUCAAAGGCACUGGAGCAGCCUGUGACUUGACCUUACUAUACUUCCAGGAAAGCACCAUGACCCGUUGCAGCCAUCAGCAGUCCCCCUACCAGCUCCUAUUUGGGGAACCCCACAUCUUUGAAGAUAUCCUAGGGUUGAAGAUCCACAUUUCUCCAGAAGCCUUUUUCCAAAUUAACACUGCUGGUGCAGAGAUGCUGUAUAGGACUGUGAGGGAGCUGAGUGGAGUGAACUCUCACACCAUCCUUCUUGACAUCUGCUGUGGAACUGGUGUAAUUGGCCUAUCUCUAGCUCAGCAUACAUCCCAUGUCCUCGGGAUUGAAUUGGUGGAGCAGGCAGUAGAGGAUGCCAGGUGGACUGCAGCCUUCAAUGGCAUCACCAACUGUGAAUUUCACACUGGUAAAGCAGAGAGGAUUUUGCCACAGCUGCCAAUGUCAAAGGAAGAUGAACAGUUAAUUGCUGUGGUGAACCCUGCCCGUGCUGGACUGUAUUAUAAGGUGGUUCAAGCCAUUCAAAACUGCAGGGCUAUCCACACUUUAGUUUUUAUUUCCUGCAAGCCCCAUGGUGAAACCAUAAGAAAUAUCAUUGAGUGAGUCUUGACUUCUUUUUUAAUUUUUUUUUCCCAUUAUGCAAGUAAUCUAUGCAUGUGCACAAUGUGGAAAAUGUAGAGAUGUAGGCCAAUGCCC
Molecule: messenger RNA, 1597 nt
Organism: Nycticebus coucang (slow loris)
Lineage: Eukaryota; Metazoa; Chordata; Mammalia; Primates; Lorisidae
Gene: TRMT2B
Product: tRNA methyltransferase 2 homolog B
Exons: 12
Biological process (GO): RNA processing
Molecular function (GO): RNA methyltransferase activity
Source: RefSeq, a predicted model, not a curated record